AUGGGGGCUCCAUUGGGCUGGCGUGGCCAGCCGGUGGAGCAAGACUGCGACGAAGCCCAUCUAGCAGCCGUCGACUAUCAACCGCAGGUGUGGGAGCACAUGGGAGGCGUCGACGGCGGCAAAAGGCACUCGUGCGACUGGAGCAAUGCCUGCAUGCCGUGCGCCAGUGGACCAAAUGCAGCGGGGCCGGACGGACGUCGCACGCAUGGAGGAGGCACACUGUUGUCUCUCCACCACCACCGCUGGGCCGCAGCAACAUGCUGCUGGUUAGCCACAUCACACAGGGAUGCACCAACAGUCCUGGGCCACAGCUACAAGCAAAGCCAGUGA
This is a messenger RNA of Miscanthus lutarioriparius, 330 nucleotides long. NCBI's taxonomy places the organism in Eukaryota, Viridiplantae, Streptophyta, Magnoliopsida, Poales, Poaceae. The record is from the annotation of a GenBank genome assembly.